AUGCGCGGAGAUCGGGCAAAGAGUAAAUCACCGGAACGAUCUGUGCAAUCUGAACGAUCGUCGUCGGAUCAUCAAUGCAGCGAUGCAUUAAUGGCAGUUCGUCUCGGGCAUCCAGCAUGUAUCUUACGAUUACCCACCGAAAAAUUGUUGAUCAAGGAUGAAAUCGGCGAAACUGCCAUGCAUAAGGCUGCACGAUUGCGAGAUUUCCAGUCAGCUAAGUUAGUAUAG
This is a messenger RNA of Strongylus vulgaris, 228 nucleotides long. NCBI's taxonomy places the organism in Eukaryota, Metazoa, Nematoda, Chromadorea, Rhabditida, Strongylidae. The record is from the annotation of a GenBank genome assembly.